AUGUACAUAUACACAGAAGGAAAUCAACAGAUUAUCGGAUGUACGGCUGGAUUAAAAUGUGGUGGUGACGUGAGCAAGCUGUUUGAAACAAGUAUUGAUGUUCCUGGAGAUUUCGGGGAGAUUGGAGCAGUGAUUGUUGAAUUGGAUGAUGAUGUGAAAGAGAGGUUUAUCGACACCAUUACUAUUGAUUUCAAGAAGUGUACCUUGUUGACGUUUAGCUGCAAAUCAUGGGUGCAACCCAAAAGUAGUACUCACCAACGAAGGAUCUUCUUUUCGUCCAACAAGGUGAUGUCUUAUUUGUCGGGAAAAACACCAGAAGGACUGGUGAAGCUGAGAGCAGAAGACCUUGCAAAUCUGAGAGGCGAAAAAGAAGAUGGAUCGGUAGAUAAAAAGAAGCGUAAUGCAUUUGAAAGAAUUUAUGAUUACGAUCUGUACAACGACCUCGGAAAACCCGACGAAUCAUCAGAUUUGAUAAGGCCUGUUCUUGGCGGUUCAGAGGAGUAUCCUUAUCCUCGACGUUGUAGAACUGGUCGUGAUACUAGUGACAAUGAUAAACAUGCAGAGGAAAGGAUUGAGGCACCUUUUUAUGUUCCACGAGACGAAAACUUUUCAGAGGAAAAGCAAGGAAGUGUUUUAGCAGAAAACGAGGCAUUGCUGGGAAAAGCUCCUUUCUCUGACCUCCCUGAACUUGACAUUAAAACGCCUUUCGCUGCUUCCAAAAUUAAUCAACUUCCAUUUGAUAUACCAUCCCUAGUUUCCUCUAAUCAACCACCUCCUCUUAAUUCAUUAGACGAUGAACCCAGUAGUUCCGUUGAACUUCCACUACCAGAGUCCUACAAGAGAGACAAAUACAAUUGGCUGAGUGACAUUGAAUUUGCUAGACUCACACUUGCUGGUCUAAACCCUUACUCUAUACAGCUAGUCAAAAGUUUGCCGUUUAUGAGUAAGCUUGACGAGGGAGUUUAUGGACCUCGAGAAUCAAAAUUCACUCACGAACUAGUUCAAGAAUUACUUGGAUGUCGCAUCAAAGUUUGCAAGGCAUUAACCGAUAAAAGAUUAUUUGUAUUGGAUUACCAUGAUAUUUUAAUGCCAUAUGUAAGCAAAGUAAGAAAAAUUGAGUGGACGACACUAUAUGGAUCAAGGACCUUGUUCUUUCUAAACUCUGAUGACACUUUGGAGCCACUGGGAAUUGAGCUGACUCGACCUCCAAUCAAAGGACAUUCUGAACAAUGGAAAGAAGUUUUCACACCAGGCACAAAUUCUACAGAUGUAUGGCUAUGGAGGCUUGCGAAAGCCCAUGUCCUUUCUCAUGAUUCUUGCAUUCAUCAACUUGUUAUUCACUGGCUGAGAGCUCAUUGUUGUAUGGAGCCGUAUGCCAUCGCCACACAUAGGCAAUUAAGUACGAUGCACCCAAUAUAUAGACUAUUGCAUCCUCAUUUUCGGUAUACUAUGCGCAUAAAUGCAAACGCUCGUAAAAUCCUCAUCUGCGCCGGUGGCAUCAUUGAAGGAACAUUUUCUGCCGCAUAUCAUUCAAUGGAACUUAGUUCUUCAGCGUACAAAGAGUGGAGAUUUGAUUUGCAAGGCCUCCCUUAUGAUUUAGUUCACAGGGGAAUGGCGGAAACAAAAAAAGAUGCAGAAUGUCAUGAGGUUAUUGAUAAGUUGACCAUCAAGGAUUAUCCUUUUGCAAAUGAUGGUCUCCAAUUAUGGAAUGCUCUAUGGGAAUGGGUGACCGAAUAUGUGAACCACUAUUAUAAAUGUGAUAUGAAUGCAGUAACUAAUGAUAAAGAGCUGCAAGCUUGGUGGAAAGAAAUCAAAGACAAAGGGCACCCAGAUAUAAAGGAAGGAUGGCCUAAACUAGAAACCAAAGAAGAUCUCAUUAAGAUUGCAUCAACCAUAGCAUGGGUAGGAAGUGGGCACCACGCAUCUAUCAAUUUCCUUCAAUAUGCAUAUGGCUAUAUACCCAACCGACCCAGUGUUGCAAGGGCCAACAUGCUCACAGAGAACAACCCCAGUGGAAAAAUUUCCAAAGACUUUCUAAACCAACCUGAAGACAAGUUGAAAGAACUCUUUCCUACAGAUGAACAAGCUACCAUAGUGCAACAGACUAUGUUUGUGUUGUCAAUUCAUUCUUCUGAUGAGGAGUACAUUGGGGAUGAUAUAGAGCCAGCCUGGGCUCUCGAGCCGUGCAUAAGUAAGGCCUUCGAAAGGUUUAAAGCCAAAUUGACGGAUCUUGAAAAGAGGAUCAACGAGCUUAAUGAGAACAAAGAUUUGAAGAAUAGGUGUGGAGCUGGGAUUAUACCAUACGAAGCUAUGAAACCACGUUCAAAGCCUGGAAUCACUGGAAGUGGAGUUCCAUACAGCGUUUCCAUCUAAGCAUAGUCUUCUCCAUAUUUAUUUCCAUUUUGUUUGUGUGUGUUCUUUCUUCUUGCAGGUUUUCUUUUUCUCUAAAAAUUAAGAACAUAUGUCAGCCUAUUUUAAGUGUGUUUUCCUUUUUAAGUACUAGUAUGUGUGUGUCUCAUUUACGUCCAAUAUGUCAUUGUUAUUCCAUGUUUUUAAUUAUAAAAUAAACGAGGAAGCAAAUGCAUUCUUGACUUUUUCUUCAUA
Molecule: messenger RNA, 2604 nt
Organism: Cucumis sativus (cucumber)
Lineage: Eukaryota; Viridiplantae; Streptophyta; Magnoliopsida; Cucurbitales; Cucurbitaceae
Product: lipoxygenase 2, chloroplastic-like
Biological process (GO): lipid oxidation
Molecular function (GO): metal ion binding; oxidoreductase activity, acting on single donors with incorporation of molecular oxygen, incorporation of two atoms of oxygen; protein binding
Source: RefSeq, a predicted model, not a curated record